This is a messenger RNA of Staurois parvus, 552 nucleotides long. NCBI's taxonomy places the organism in Eukaryota, Metazoa, Chordata, Amphibia, Anura, Ranidae. The record is from the annotation of a GenBank genome assembly.
AUGGGGGAAGAGUACAAAAUCCAGGCCUUUGAUGCAGACACACAGAAUCUCCUCAAGACAGCCUUGAAAGAUCCAGCAAGUGUAGAUCUGGAGAAGGUGGCCAAUGUAAUUGUAGAGCAGUCACUGCGAGAUGCUACGUUUAGCAAAGAAGCAGGGAAAAUGUGUUACACCAUUAUUCAGGCAGAGAGCAAACAAACAGGCCGAAGUGUCUUCCGCAGUGCACUCCUAAACAGACUGCAGAGUGAAUAUCGGAAUCGAGAGGAGAUGAGAGCACGAUCUGUGCAAGAAUGGGUGUGCUAUGUCAGCUUUAUCUGCAAUGUCUUUGACUAUCUGAGGGUCAACAAUGUGCCGAUGUUGGCCCUGGUUAAUCCUGUGUAUGACUGCCUUUUCGAGUUAGCACAACCUGAGAGUCUACAGAGAGAGGAAGAGGUGGACUGUCUAGUUCUGCAGUUACAUCGUGUUGGGGAACAACUGGAGAAGAUGAAUGCACAGAGAAUGGAUGAGCUUUUUUCCAUCUUAAGGGAUAGUUUCCUACUUCAAAAUGGACUGGGA